This is a messenger RNA of Cololabis saira (Pacific saury), 2981 nucleotides long. Its product is annotated as multiple C2 and transmembrane domain-containing protein 1-like. Gene Ontology annotation, molecular function: calcium ion binding. Bases 61 to 2829 code for a protein of 922 amino acids. The transcript is spliced from 23 exons. The record is from RefSeq and is a predicted model, not a curated record. Gene Ontology annotation, cellular component: synaptic vesicle membrane. Lineage: Eukaryota; Metazoa; Chordata; Actinopteri; Beloniformes; Belonidae. Gene Ontology annotation, biological process: regulation of neurotransmitter secretion.
CUGUGACAUCCGUCCACAAUAAAGAGCUUGCUCAGGCUGGCUGGCUGCUGCACGGGCACCAUGGAGCGAAAAUCACCCAAAGCCGAGGGGACCGGCAAGGGACAAGAGUCUCUGUCCUACCAGCGGAGGAUGUGGAAGAAUUUCCAGGAGAAAACCAAACCGUGGCUGAGCCCUAAACUGGGAUCCGAGCGUCGCGGCGCAGCCGGGGGCGCGGAGGGCAGCAAGAAGGAAUCUGGUUUAUGGAUGUUCAAAAGGAAAAAGAAACAGUUAGAUCGGGUGUUUUCGUCGUCACAGCCGAACCUGUGCAGCUCCACGCCGGCGGCUUUUGAAGGAGAGCAGUGCGUUGGAGGCGCCGCGGCAGCGGACGGAGCGUCUCUGCUGCAGCAGCGCGGCGCGGCUUGUGGAGCCGCGGGCAGCAAGCCCGAGCUGGCGGCCCACGGCAGCCCCAAGCUGCCCGUGUCCCAGCUCAUCAUGUACCAGCAGAAGAGCUCGUCUCUCGGCUCUGCCUGCUUCGAGAAACUGGUAGUGGACUCGGUGAUGGGAGAGGAGGAGCAGCUGCGUAAAAACGCAAGUGAUUCUGGCAUCAACAUAGUGGGGCCGAGUAAUGCUGAGUCCCUGCCUCAGCCCUCCUGUCCAGCCAUGUACCAGAUGGAUAUCAUCCUAAAGAAAGGAAAAAACCUCGCCAUUCGAGAUCGAACAGGAACCAGUGACCCGUACGUGAAGUUUAAAAUAGCAGGAAAGGAGGUGUUCAGAAGCAAGACCAUUCAUAAAAACCUCAACCCAGUCUGGGAUGAGAGAGUGAGCCUUCUGGUGGAAACCCUGAAGGACCCGCUGUAUGUCAAGGUCUUUGACUAUGACUUUGGACUUCAGGAUGAUUUUAUGGGCUCAGCGUAUCUCUAUCUGGAGUCACUGGAACAUCAGAGGACACUGGAUGUAACGCUGGACCUCAAGGACCCGCAGUACCCCGAACAUAACCUGGGCAGCCUGGACCUAGCUGUCACGCUGUCACCAAAGGAUGGAGAUGCCAAGGAUGCUACCAUGCUUUUGAGAAGGAACUGGAAACGAUCUAGUAAGUAUCAGAGCAUGCGGCUCUCAGAUGUGCACAGGAAAGCCCAGCUGUGGCGCGGUAUAGUUAGCAUCAGUCUGAUAGAAGGUCGCAGCCUGCAGCCAAUGGACGCCAACGGCCUCAGUGACCCUUAUGUCAAAUUUAGGAUGGGCCACCAAAAGUACAAGAGCAAGACAAUUCCCAAAACACUGAAUCCCCAGUGGCGAGAACAGUUUGACUUCCACCUGUAUGAAGAGCAGGGAGGCUACGUGGACAUCACAGUCUGGGACAAAGAUGCUGGCAAGAAGGAUGACUUCAUAGGAAGGUGUACUAUCGACCUUUCACUUCUUAAUCGAGAACAAACACACAAGUUGGAUCUUCCACUGGAAGAAGGUGAAGGUGUUCUGGUGCUGCUGGUCACCCUCACUGCCUCUGCGGCUGUUUCCAUCUCAGACCUCUCUGUCAACAUCCUGGAUGAUCCACAUGAGAGACACCAGAUCACACAGAGAUAUAACCUCUGGAGGUCGUGCAACAAUGUAAAAGAUGUUGGUGUGGUGCAGGUUAAGGUCAUCAGGGCUGAGGGACUUAUGGCAGCAGAUGUCACAGGUAAGAGUGACCCGUUCUGCGUGGUGGAGCUGAGUAACGAUCGUCUGCAGACGCACACUGUCUACAAAAAUCUCAACCCUGAGUGGAACAAGGUCUUCACUUUCAAUGUGAAAGACAUCCACUCAGUACUCGAGGUCACCGUUUACGACGAGGACCGAGACAGAAGUGCAGACUUUCUGGGGAAAGUGGCUAUCCCUUUGCUAAAUAUCCAAAAUGGAGAACGCAAAGCCUACGCCUUGAAAAGCAAGGAGCUGACAGGGCCAACAAAAGGGGUCAUCUUUCUCGAAAUAGACGUGAUUUUUAACGCUGUGAAGGCUGGUCUCAGGACGUUGACUCCCAUUGAACAAAAGUAUAUCGAGGAGGAGCCCAGAGUGUCCAAACAGUUGCUUUUGCGCAACUUCAACCGAGUUAGACGCUGCAUCAUGUUCCUGAUCAACGCCGGCUGCUACAUCAACAGCUGCUUCGAAUGGGACUCUCCGCAGAGAAGCAUCUGUGCUUUUGUGGUCUUCGUCACUGUUGUUUGGAACUUUGAACUUUAUAUGAUUCCUCUGGCUCUGCUGCUGCCGUUGGCCUGGAACUACAUUCUUAUUGCGUCGGGGAAGGAUACGCGACAAGACGUGCAAGCUGUGGAGGACCUACUGGAAGAUGAGGAAGAGGAUUUUGACAAAGAUGACAAGGACCCUAAACCAGACCCCUGGGAGGACAGCCGUGAUAAAAACCAUAUCCUCGAGGAUAUGUUGGCUUCCUGGCACUUUGAGUGGAUACGAACAAUGGUGGACUCGGAGAGAAAGGGGUUCAUGAACAAGCUUUAUGCCAUUCAGGACGUGUGCAUCAGCGUGCAGAAUGCACUGGAUGAAGUGGCCUCCUAUGGAGAGAGGAUAAAGAACACAUUUAACUGGACUGUGCCUUUCUUAAGCUGGCUGGCAAUUGUGGCUCUCGGAGUUGCCACCAUCCUCAUCUAUUUCAUCCCUCUCCGAUUUAUAGUGUUGGCCUGGGGAGUGAAUAAAUUCACGAAGAAGCUACGAGACCCUUACACCAUUGACAACAAUGAGCUGUUGGACUUUCUUUCCAGAGUGCCCUCAGACGUGCAAGUGGUGCAGUACCGAGAGUUGAAACUGGAUCUCAACUCCAGUCCAAAUAAAAGGAAGAAAAACAACCCCGGUGUUGCCUGCCUGUGACAUCUUCAUAUGAACUGUUCUGACCAAUGACAUUUCCAAAUAGGACUGCUGUAUGAGCUGAGUCAGGGCUGGUUCAGGAGGGGCACAUUAUCAUAUGUAUCUCUGAUUGGAGUAAUGAUCGCUCAUCUUGGUAGAAAAAAGGAAAAAAAAAA